CGGGCCCUCCCUCCGGGCCCCGCGGCUCCUCCGCCCGCACGGCCCCGCCGCCCCCUCAGCCCGGCACGGCCCGACCCGACCCUGCGCGCUCAGCGAGCCCGGCGGACGCGUUGCAUCAUCCUUGAGCAUCAAUGAAAGACCAAGUAUGGCUUUCUUCAAGCAACAGAAGGUGGAGGACAUUUAUGAAAUUGGGGAAGAGCUGGGAAGCGGCCAGUUUGCUAUAGUGAAGAAGUGUCGAGAGAAAAGCACAGGGGUGGAAUAUGCUGCCAAGUUCAUCAAGAAGCGCCAGAGCCGGGCCAGCCGGCGCGGGGUGAGCCGGGAGGAGAUCGAGCGCGAGGUCACCAUUCUGCAGCAGAUCCUGCACGCCAACAUCGUCGAGCUGCACGACAUCUAUGAGAACAAGACAGACGUGGUCCUCAUCCUGGAGCUGGUUUCUGGAGGAGAACUUUUUGACUUCCUAGCGCAGAAGGAGUCUUUGAGUGAAGAGGAAGCAACCAGGUUCAUCAAGCAGAUUUUGGAUGGUGUGAAUUACCUUCACUCUAAGAAAAUUGCUCACUUUGAUCUAAAGCCUGAAAACAUUAUGCUUCUAGACAAGAAUAUCCCUAUUCCGCACAUCAAACUUAUUGACUUUGGCCUGGCUCACAAAAUAGAAGAUGGAGUUGAAUUCAAAAAUAUAUUUGGAACUCCAGAAUUCGUAGCUCCAGAAAUCGUAAAUUAUGAACCACUUGGACUAGCUGCAGACAUGUGGAGCAUAGGAGUCAUCACCUACAUACUGCUUAGUGGUGCAUCACCUUUCCUUGGAGAAACUAAACAAGAAACACUUGCCAACAUCACAGCUGUGAAUUACGAUUUUGAUGAAGAAUUUUUCAGCAAUACUAGUGACCUGGCAAAAGACUUUAUUCAGAAACUACUGGUGAAAGAUACACGGAAGCGGCUCACGAUUCAGGAAGCUCUAUCUCAUCCAUGGAUAACGCCCAUGGACAAGCAACAGGCUUUGGUUCGGAAAUCAUCUGUUGUUAACAUGGAAAACUUCAAAAGACAAUAUGCUAGAAGGCGAUGGAAGCUUUCGUACCGCAUUGUUUCACUGUGCAACCAGUUAUCGCGCUCGCUGGUGAAGAGGGUCCUGACACAAGAUGAGAGUUCGAGAAACUGUGAAAGUGACAGUGAGGAUCUUUCACAAAGAAAAGCCCCUCUUCAGAGGAGAAGCAGCAUAUCAUAAUGGGAUGAGAAUUCCACGGGCAAGAGACAGAAAACUUUCAUCCUUGCUGAAGCAAGCAGCCCUGGCAGCAGACUUGGACUUCUUGUCUGAGUCCUUGGUAUGAUGCUUCUUGCCUCACAAACUACCCCAACUGGAUGAUGGUCUUAAAUGCCUACUAAGCAUUUUAGAAAAUUGGGAAUUGAGAUUCCCAGGGAAAUGCUACAGCACAAGCACCAGUUGGAGUGCUUUUAUAUGUUGAGCGUUUCAGUGAUAUUUCAGUGAUACUGAUGUCAACUGCACUCAGGGUGUAGGGUUUCUACUGACAAUCUUUACUGCAGAGUAAUUCACGUUUCACACAGUGGUUAAGACUGUGGGCAUUAUUAUUUCAGUCAGAAAAUUGCUAGCGAGUCAUAAGGAUUUUCUUUAAAUUCAAUUUUUAUAAUUGUUAAUAGCAUAAAUAUUUGAUGGCAGGUAUCUGACAGGUUUUGUUAGCUGUGUGCAGUACUCUGUUAUUGCUGCUACACUGAAAAGAAGAUCACAAUGUCAUUACAUAUCAAAACCUUGAUUUUGUGAACCUGGCAGUAAAUAGUUCUGAAAUGCAACAAGAACUGUGCUCUGGCCAUGGUCUCUGCCUGAGGAUUAGCACAACUCUCAUUGUUAGUGUGAGUGCAACUGACUGUGGCACUGAGGUAGGCCAUGGCAGUUUUUGGAUAAAAAAGAGAAAAAAAUUCUGUAGUGAUUUACAUGCACCCAAAUACAACAUUUUCAUGGAAUGAUGACAGGAUGCCUCACCAAAAAAAGGCAUUUACAAACCUAAAGCAUGUCAAGAAAUAGUCUUUAAUAUUAGACUUUGGUAUUGCUGUCAAUAUUAUUUAUUUUCAGCAAAUUGGAGAUUCUUUAACACUUAUUUGUAUAGGUGCUGUUUACAUGUAACCCAGACUGCAGACAUCUGUAUUUUAUUCAGGGAGUUGUAUCCAAAUUGAGGAAAUAAGCACUUUGAUAUUGAUGUAAUAUCUUUGCACAGGGAAGUUGCAUCAUUUAAAAUGUACUAGUUUCUAAGCCAGUAUUGUUCAAUUGGUACCAAAAAAUGUGCAUAGACUAGGGUAUUUUUUCAUUGAAUGUAUUUGCUGUUAGAAGUUCCUAUUUAUUUUGCCAUUUAAUGAAUUAAAAAUCAGAAAGCAAGUCUAAUAGAAACAACUAUAGAUGGAUGAGGAAACUGAUUUUGUUUGGCUUUACACUUGUCACCUCUAGGCUGAGAUUUUAGAGCAGAAGGUGUUGAAAACUAGUAUCAGGUAAAUUUUGAUAGCUUCUACUUUCUAAGAAAGAAAUAAAAAUAUGCUGCUUUUAUUUGUAAUUUUGUAUCCUUGCUUAGUUGGAGACUAAAAUGCAGUUGAUAAGAAAUUACUUCUUAAGGAAGUGAAAAGAAGGAAAUGUAUGAGAAGCUUUGGAGGAGAGAGGCAGAACAUAGGAUUUGAUGGAAGAAACAUAAAAUGAAGGAGGGGGUGGGAGGAAAAAAGCAGUGGAGAGGAGGAAGUAUGAGAGGGAUGUGGAGCUGAUCCUGGACUGGGAAAGUUGGAGGAAAGGAAAGAGAAUGUGGAUAUAUGAAUUGUGGAAGCUAGAGAGUGAAUGUUUCUGCAAAUAGGCACUGCAUUUUUUAUACUACUUAUUUAAUUUCUUUUUAUUUUAUAUCUUAUGCUGCCUGUGACACGUGCUGGUCAAGGGAUGAGGUGCAGGGCAUGGGGUUCUGUUCAUAUUCAAUUAAAAGGUACAUUUCUGAACUUCCUGUGUAAUUCUUGAGACAGAAUCCUCAAAAAGUGUCGCAGUAAUAUAUGUAUUAAGAGGGAGCAGUAACAGGGAAACCUGAAGUUUCAGUGUGUCCUAAUUUCAGUGGGAAUACAGUUAAUCCUUAGUAGCUGGUACAGUGCUGUGGUUUAGAUUCAGUAUGAGAAUAAUGUUGAUGAUAAUAUGCUGAUGUUUUAGUUGUUGCUAACUAGUGGUUACCGUAAAUCUGGACUUUUCAGUUUCUCAUGCUCUGCUGGUGAGGAGGUGCACAAAAAGCUGGGAGGGACCAUAGCCAGGGACAGCUGACCCAAAAUGGUCAAAGGGAUAUUCCAGCCCAUGGAAUGUCGUGCUCUGUAUGUAAACUGGGGUGAGUUGGCUGGGAGCCACAGGUCACUGCUCAGGGAUGGGCUGGGCAUUGGUCUGUGGGUGGUGAGCAGUUGUGUUGUGCAUCACUUGUCUUUCCUGGGGUUUAUUCCUCUCUUUUCCUUUCCAUUAUUAUUAAUUAUUAUAUUAUUUUUAUUAUAAUAUUUUUCUUUCGUUCAAUUACAAAACUCUUCUUAUCUCAGAGUAACCCUUGAGGUUUGCUUUCCAAUUCUCCUCCCCACCAGGGCCAAGGAAAGGUGAGCGAGGGGCUUUGUGGGGUCUAGUUGCCAACGGGGCUUUAACCAUGGCAGUGUCUGGAGGGAAUCUUUCAUAGACAGAACACUAAAAAUAUAUAUUUGGAUAAAAAACCGCCCAGCUUACCUACCAAAUUUUGCUUUCUGCUUUCCCAAGGAUGUGGAAAACCAAACAGACUCCGAGCCAGUGGUGUUUUUUGGAUUUCUGGACUUUAAAAACACCUUUGGUUUCCAAAUUUGAGAUUGUGGGAUGUGUAUGUAAAUCACACUUCUGAAAAUUAAGCCCUGGUUAAAAUAGGUGUUAGGUUGUUGGAUCAGGAUUGUGCUGUCAUGGAGAUGGGGUUAUUCUCAUGUAAAAUCCUAGCAACUAUUGAGAAAGACUGGACUCAGCAGAAAGGCAGGCAGAGUGCAAGCUCUGGCUGAUUAAUUCUACCUUUAUAAAGAUGUAAGGUGGUGUUUUAACAAAGACAUUACACACAGCUCGCUGUUCAGUCUUCAGUCAUCUUUGUGCCCAGGUGAGCUAAGGCCAGGCCUUUCUGUCUGGCACUCAGUCACUGCACAUGGCUCCCAAGCAACUCCACUGCACAGAAACCACAGCACGCAGCACUCGUGUCCAUACGAACUCUUCCCUGACCGUUCCAGGUAGGAGCAUGCUGUGAGUGUAGAAUCUCUUGUACUCAGGACUAAUGUUGGUGAUGCCUUAGGAAGCUUUACAGUGUUUUCCCAGCUGGGUUUUCUCUGUGUUCAUCGCCCUGUCUGUUCCAUGAGGUGAAGCUCACCCUGCUCAGGGAGGCACAGUGUAACGGAGCUGCUUCCAGCACUGGACACCUGCUCUGUGCAGGGCUCAACAACCUACAGGUUCCUUUCAGUAAAGGGAAAAAAAAAAAAAUAGAACAAAAGAACUACAUGGAAGGAAAGGGAACAUUAAAAGAAUUUGUGUUACAGAAUCUGCUUUCCUGGGUGAAAAAAAUCUAUUUUCUAUGUAUUAUUCUGUUUUGCAUUAGGGAACCUGGAGAGAAAUGAAGUGAUAAUCUGGGAAAAAAAGGAAAAAGCACAGCAAAAAAACCCACAAGAGCCCACGAGUAUUUUUAUUAAAUAUGGCUAUUUAGCUAGUUUUAUUCUUAUUUUAGUGGCAAUGUUUUUUAAUCUACAUAUAUUUUAUAUCAGGAGAAACACUGAUUUUUUUUGUUUGUUUGUUUGUCUGUUUGUUCCUGGAAAUAGUACACACUGUCAAAAAUAGCGGAGACGUUUGUUAUUUGCUAAUAAAAUGUUGGAAAGCUG
Motacilla alba alba is the source of this 4878-nucleotide messenger RNA. It is a transcript of the gene DAPK2, whose product is annotated as death associated protein kinase 2. NCBI's taxonomy places the organism in Eukaryota, Metazoa, Chordata, Aves, Passeriformes, Motacillidae. The record is from RefSeq and is a predicted model, not a curated record. The transcript has 12 exons. Gene Ontology annotation, biological process: positive regulation of apoptotic process; intracellular signal transduction; protein phosphorylation. Bases 146 to 1219 code for a protein of 357 amino acids. Gene Ontology annotation, cellular component: nucleus; cytoplasm. Gene Ontology annotation, molecular function: ATP binding; protein serine/threonine kinase activity.